Cylicostephanus goldi is the source of this 414-nucleotide messenger RNA. NCBI's taxonomy places the organism in Eukaryota, Metazoa, Nematoda, Chromadorea, Rhabditida, Strongylidae. The record is from the annotation of a GenBank genome assembly.
UUGUGCUUCUGUACCGUUCAUUUUAUCUUCACCUUAUCCAUUAUCCCAUACAAUUUCAGCGACUCAAAGAACUCUUUCCUUUUCAACGUGCUACAGGAUGACGGUGGUGAUCAAGGCAAACUUGAAGCUUUCAUUAAUUUCUGUGAAGAUACGAUCUUUGAAAUGCAACAUGCGGCAGAAAUUUCUUCUGGUGAUAGUGAUUCGAAAGUGGAAAGAGCUCUAAAGCAGAGGGAUUAUUUCUUGCAACAGACCAGCACCAGAGAGCAAAUCUCUGAAACGUUCAAAAGCGGUUAUCGAUAUGGAGUUACGGCAGCUUCGGCAUUACGACCAGAAAAUAUCAAGCAAGCGAUAAAGAGCCUAAGCGCUAAAGCAAAGUGGGUAUUUCUUUACUUCCAAUCUUGGGAAGUUCCAUAA